AUGCCUCUCCAAGGAUCUUCAAGUCCACAGCAUCCUCAACCACCUGGUGGUAUGGUAGAUCCAGGAGCAAUGCCUGGUCAAGGUAGCAAUGCAUGGCCUCCUGGUCAUUCCCAGAUGAUGGGCACUCCAGGCGUUUCAGAUGGGGUGCAAAUGGGUCAGUACCCACAAUUCCCAGGGCAGCCACCGAUGUUUGGCUACCAGUACCCUCAAGGGCAAGGAAUGUACAUGCCCUAUUAUCCAACGGUGACUCCAGAGAUGAUGAUGAACUACCAGCAUCAGAUGCAGUAUAUGCAGCAGAUGCACCAACAGUCUGCCCAGACUCCUCAACAGUAUAUGAUGCCUCAACAGUUAUUUUUUCCCAAUUUUAUGUUCCCUAGUCAGAUGUACCCACAAUUUCAAAAUCAACCGUCUCUACCUCAGAGUGAGGCAUGUAACAGUAAUGGAGGAUCUCCGCCUCGGUCACCAUCCCAAUCCAGAAGACUCAUCCGAGAUGAAUCAGGUCAGGAUAUCUUGGUACAAUCCCAUUCGCAAUACUCCAGUCAAGACGGAAAGAAGAACAAUGCCAGUAAUGCUGGACUCGCCAACCUGGAACAAGCUAUUAUGAUGGUCAUUGGAAACAGGAAAGAAGUCCCCAGUAGCGGUUCUCAAGCAAGCAUUUCACAGACCCAGUCACCAAGCCUUCCAGUGACCCAAAACUCAUCAGAUGCCACACCUGAUGUCAUUGAGUCGUCAACAGAGCAAGAACCAAUUGAGAUUAAAGUCAUCAAGAGGGACUCGGUGAAAAGACGAUCCAGGUUCAUUGUGGAAGCUGUUAAGGAGGAUACUGAAGAAUCUUCUCCAGAAGGCAAUGAAAAGUCACCAGAAGAACCUCCAGAGGAGAAGCCAAUUGAGAAGAAGAAGGGACGCUUCCAAGUGACCAAGAUCAAAGAUGGUGUCACAAAUGUUUCCAAAGAAGAAGCUUCCACAGAGACACCUUUGGUGACGGAUUCAGACACUAACACUUCUGUGGACAAGGCAAGUUCACACGUCCCUGUUACUAACACAGAUUCACAGCUUCCUGCUGCUUCUCAGCAUCCUGCUUCCCCUACCCUAGCUAGCCAAUCCUCUCCCAGACCUCAUCCUAGCCCUAACUCAAACUUCCCUCGCAUUGCUAGUAUUAGUCGCUGGCUAGAUCGCUUGAACUGUGAAGUACCAAGUAGCUCUAGUUCUAGUUUAGGUAACAAAGAAGGGUUAACCCUUCAGCUUCAUCGAGCAGCUUCAUUUGAUUUAUGCGGGCCUCGUUUUCUCAAAAAGAAACGCUCUGCAUCUAUUGCAUGCCUCCCUUCAUAUAUUUACACCUCUUCUGACUCUGGUGGCGGCUCUUUGUCUGAUCUUUCUGUUUCUGAUAAUGUCAAAUCAUACGGUGAUCGGCUUCUCCCAAGUGACUCUGUCGACUCCUCCACCCAAACUUCCCCUGCUGUUCUCAAAAAAGACCCGAAACUUCGAACACCAUUAAAACGGCAAGAGAAGGUUGAAGUUCCAGUAUCCCCUGAUAAAAUCAAUGAUUCAGAGAAGAAAACACCACCAGUCACGCCCUCUGGUGAGAAGGAAGUGUAUAAACUAGAAGAUGACAAUGAGUAUAAAGAGAUGAUCAUUAGGCAUCAGAAAGAAAAAAUGGAAUUUCACAAUCGGCAACAACGAGAAGUCUCAGCAUUUUUACAGAAGAAAGGCUUAACGAUGGCCUGUUUGAUGCCACCAAUUUCCAGCGGGAGCAGUAGCGUGUCGUCAGCAUCAAUGAGCCCAAUGAUUGGUGGAAUACCAAUAUCACCAGUUGUCAUGUCAUCAAUUACAGCCAAUCAGAAUCAGAAGGCUAUGGAAAAAGAAAAACGAACAUUUUCAGACGAUUUGUUCAAAUACACUGACCUUUCCUUACCAGCCAAAAUGCCUCCGAAACAAGACUCCAAGAAAAGUUUGAAUGAGAUCCGACAAGAGAUGGAAAUGGCCCCCUGGGAUGCAGGAUCCACGGCUAACAGUCGACGAUCCAGCAUUGACGUUACCGCCAUGUCUCAAAAUUACAUUUCUGAACAAAUACGUCAACAGCAGAUGCUUCAGUCCAUGAUGCAGCCCAUGUUUCCAUACCAACAAUAUGGUAAUUACCCUGUUUCAGGAACUUCCACCCCACAACAGUUCUAUCCUUACAAUGCUGGCUCCAGAAUGAACCUGAACAUCUCUCAAGGAUUGCCCCAACAAUCAGGAAUGCCCCAACUUCAAGGAUUCCCUCAACAAACCGGAAUUCCCCAACAAGGCAUUCCCCAACAAAUGAUGCCUCAAGGACUCACUUCUACACAAUCCCAAAUGAUACAUGGAAUGAACCAACAGCAAGGGAUUCCCCAGCAAGCAACAAUACAGCAAGGAUUUCCUCCUGGAAUGACACCGGGAAUCCAACAAGGUAUUCCCAAAGGAGUUUCCCAAAGCAUUCCACAGGGCAACCCCCAAGGCUCGACUGUACAAACGAACACUAUUCCAAAUCAGAACUUGACGAAUAGUUGA
This is a messenger RNA of Lottia gigantea (owl limpet), 2529 nucleotides long. RefSeq lists its product as hypothetical. The transcript has 4 exons. Gene Ontology annotation, cellular component: nucleus. The record is from RefSeq and is a predicted model, not a curated record. Bases 1 to 2529 code for a protein of 842 amino acids. NCBI's taxonomy places the organism in Eukaryota, Metazoa, Mollusca, Gastropoda, Lottiidae. Gene Ontology annotation, biological process: box C/D snoRNP assembly. Gene Ontology annotation, molecular function: RNA binding.